CUAACAGAAAUAAAUCCAUGUCGUCAGAUCUUGGACGAGGUGGAAAAGAGGAGAGCCAUCUCGCCCGCGCUGGUGCAGCCCUUCAUGAGAGGCAUCAUGGAGGCUCCUUUUCCUGCGCCGGGAAGGACCAUCAGUGUCAAAAACUUCCUCCCUGGCUCUGGGACAGAGGUGAUCGAGCUGUGUCGGCCGUCCGAUUCUCGUCUGGAACAUGUCGACUUUGAGUGUCUCUUCUCCUCGCUGAGUCUGCGCCUGCUCCUGCGAGUGUUUGCCUCCCUGCUUCUCGAGCGCCGGGUUAUCUUUACUGCAGACAAGCUCAGGUUGGCCUCCGUAUCUUUCCGCACCUACUUAGCUCAGUGGGUCUCCACCUGGGCCCCGCAAGCCCUAACUUUGGGAUCUGUAAAUGAAUGAUGUCAUAUUUUUUUAAAAGUGCAUCGCGACCAGCGAUGGGUGCAUAAUAAUAGAGGGUGCCAACAGUACUUUGAAUCAGACAUGAAAACAAAUGUAAUAAUAGCAGAAAUAUCUCAAAUCUAUUGGAGAAGGGACAGCAGGGUGUGGCAUUGCCUCACUUGCCUACUCUGAUUGC
Hippocampus comes (tiger tail seahorse) is the source of this 583-nucleotide messenger RNA. Its product is annotated as DENN domain-containing protein 2A-like. The coding region runs from base 85 to 408 and encodes 107 amino acids. The transcript has 2 exons. Gene Ontology annotation, biological process: retrograde transport, endosome to Golgi. The record is from RefSeq and is a predicted model, not a curated record. Gene Ontology annotation, cellular component: actin cytoskeleton. Lineage: Eukaryota; Metazoa; Chordata; Actinopteri; Syngnathiformes; Syngnathidae.